AUGACUGAAUCAGUCACUAAGGUCUCCGAGGAUCCUGCACCUGCGAUAAGUACUUCGAAGAAGAAGAAACAGAGUCUCAAAACACGCGAGGUAUUCUGCGGCCAGGAGGAACGGGCUCUCAUAGCUGUUGGUGCCCCAGCAGACCCAAGAUGCAGUGCUAGCACCCAAAAAGAAGCGGGCCCGCAAGACCCCAGCAAGCAAAGCGCAAAGAAGAAAAAUAAGGUUACUGCUAGUUCGACGGCUGACCAGCGUGUCGAUGCGGCCACCGGUAUUGCUGAGGGGAGCCCUUCGGAGUACGAGCUUGCGCCCUCGUUCAAACAACCUGAUGAAGCCCAUUGUACUAGUACUCCCACUCUCCCAGCAUUGCCUGUUUCUGGAAGCUCUGAUGCCGCUGUCAUCCCUACUACACAGCCAUCUAUGGCCUUCACCACUCUAACCACCUCUGAUUCCGUGAUUGCUUCGGUUUCACCCACACUGGGUUCGCGCGAUAACCACCCUUCAAAUACGGUUGAUGCCCUGUCUAGUCAUUUGUCUGUCCGCGAGCCCCAGGAGUCUAUUUUUUCGUCCGCAGACUAUGAGUGGGAAUCUCAACUACAGGAUUGGAACCGGGAUUUUGACGGCAAGAUGAAGGAAAAUCAAAAUCAAGCACAGAGAUAG
This is a messenger RNA of Penicillium nucicola, 657 nucleotides long. RefSeq lists its product as uncharacterized. NCBI's taxonomy places the organism in Eukaryota, Fungi, Ascomycota, Eurotiomycetes, Eurotiales, Aspergillaceae. The record is from RefSeq and is a predicted model, not a curated record. Bases 1 to 657 code for a protein of 218 amino acids. The transcript has 3 exons.